Molecule: messenger RNA, 1172 nt
Organism: Dermatophagoides pteronyssinus (European house dust mite)
Lineage: Eukaryota; Metazoa; Arthropoda; Arachnida; Sarcoptiformes; Pyroglyphidae
Source: RefSeq, a predicted model, not a curated record
UCGGUGGAUGGAUAUUAUUGUUGAUGAUGGUACAAUGUCAAUCGAAUGUUAUUGAUGAAAAUCGAACGAAUGAAACAUCAUCAUCGAUUAUUAAUAGUGAUGGUGGUAAUAAUAAAAAUGUAUCGAUAUCCGACAAUUCCAAAAUCGAUGUUGGCAACAAAGAUGAUAAUGAAACAUCAUCAUCAUCGUCGUCGUCGCCGAAUGGAGAAAAAUCUCAUCAAGGAAUUAUUAUUGUAGAAAUUUCUGCAGGAAGAAAUUUGCCUUAUGAACAACAAAAUCAUCAUCAUAAUCAUCAUCAACAUUAUACACAUGCAGGAUGUUUACAAAAAUGUUCAUGGAUUUAUCAGAAAUUAUUACAGGAUUGGUGGAUAAAUCGUUCGAUAACAAGAUUAUUACAAUAUUAUCAUAAUGAUUUUAUUAAUAAACGACGAUUACAACAACGAAAAAAAUUGUUGAAUGAAACUGGUAACGAUGAUAAUGAUGAUGAUAAUAAUCAUCAUUCAUCAAAUAUGUUAUUAUUUGAUAUGAUGCAACAAUUACCAUAUCAAUAUCGUAUGGAUCUAUUAUUAAGACAACAAGAACGUCGUUGUUUUUUUAUUUGUGAUCAACAAUUUAUUGUACAUAAUCUAUUUCAUCAUCAACAACAGCAUCAUUUACAAAGACAUCAAGAAUCACAAGAAUUUGAUGAUGAUGAACAGCAACAACAACAACAACAACAACAACCACAUGAACAGCAACAAACACAACGUUUAAUUUUAAGUUAUUGUCAAAGAUUUUCAAGAAAAAUAUUUCAACAUAUACCAAUGAUAUUAUUGGCUAUAUCGGCAAUGCUUAUAAUGAUUAUGUUAUUUUGGUCAUUAAUUGAAUGUAUGUUUCAAGCUGAUGAACAAUUCUCAUCACAAUCAUCACAGCCACAUUUUGUUGAUCGAACAUUUAUUAUUAAUAGAGGAGGUGGUGGUGGUUGUGGUGGAAAAAAUAAUAAAGAUGGUCAACAAAAGACAAAAUUAUUAUUGGAUCAACAGCAACAAUUUAAACCGGUACAAUUGAUAGCGGCUGUACCGGUAACAACAGCAACAGUAACUAAUGUUGGUGGUGGUGAUUCUGAUAAUCAAUAUUGAUUGAUUUUUAUUAUUGAUUUUUGAUUUAUUGAAAAAAAAGAAAAUUUCAGAAUC